UUGGUUUGUGUCGGGUUCCCGUCCUGCGAGCUGUGACGGGAGAUGUCCGUGUCCUGCAGAUCAGUAAAGGGAUCACGGUGAAGGAAUUGCGUUAUCUGUGGGGGAUCGUCAAUGAGAGUAUCCUGCAGACCAUCCAGAGGGCGCUGCUGGAGAGACACCCGACCCGCCCGUUCAUCGCGGAGCUGCAGGGAAUAUUCAACGUUCUGCUGCGCGGGACAGCCGAGGAGAGCGAGGAGGUGGUGAAGAUCGUGGACAGGCUGCACAAUUCGGAGGACAAAGUCAAAGCGGUGACCCCGAAAUCUCUGCUGGACAACUGCAACAGGGUCCUGUACGCCCUCUACGGGGAGGACUGCCGGCUGGGCAACUCCAGGUCAGAGGACACGCUCUGCCCUCCCGGAUCACUUCCAGAACCUUCUAGUCAGGAAUGA
Messenger RNA from Nanorana parkeri, 428 nucleotides. RefSeq names its product interleukin 34 (gene IL34). The annotation marks the transcript as partial. The transcript has 2 exons. Gene Ontology annotation, molecular function: cytokine activity; macrophage colony-stimulating factor receptor binding. NCBI's taxonomy places the organism in Eukaryota, Metazoa, Chordata, Amphibia, Anura, Dicroglossidae. Gene Ontology annotation, biological process: positive regulation of monocyte differentiation; positive regulation of protein phosphorylation; positive regulation of cell population proliferation. The record is from RefSeq and is a predicted model, not a curated record.